CCAUCGUUCACCUCAGGCGAACUGAUCACAACUACAUAUGCAUAUGCUGAACAGCAAACAUGGCAGGCACAGGAAGAAGAGUUCGUACGGACUUUACCACAGACGAGGACAUCCUCCUCGUGAAGUUCAUUGCGACAUAUAAUCCCACUAAGCAAAACAGAAGCGGAAACACGUUGUACAAGCGCCUUGUUGAAAAUGUCGACGGGAAAUGGAACUGGUCCAAGACACACCCGUGGCCGUCCUGGCGUGACAGAUAUGUGAAAAAUGCGGACGAGUUUGACAGGAAGAUAGCGAGGUAUCAAAAGAAGAAAGGAAUAAACUCGGAGAAACAGCCCUCGAGGGAGCCUGUGUUUUCGCCCUCUGACGAAGAAGAGGAAGACCGCGAGGGUCCACUCGAAAGAGACCUAGCAAAGGGAAAAAGCGCGCUGGCGUACAAGUCAGUUCUGAGCAGCGGAAAGCAAAGCGAGCGAAACUGGACAGAGACCAGCCAGAUAGUGAGAAGACCGAAGAGACAAGCCAAGUUCCUGUAGCUGGAACAAGUGACCAGGCUCGCAGUCCUGUUCAGGGACCGUCGGAAACUGUGUCUGACGUGCUUCCACCUCCGAAAUUCGCAAGCACUCUCAAUAUCCCCCUGCUCCCUUCUCGCGGUGAUACUCUGCCCUGUCCUAUCAUCCCAACCCAAUUCU
Suillus paluster is the source of this 686-nucleotide messenger RNA. RefSeq lists its product as uncharacterized. The record is from RefSeq and is a predicted model, not a curated record. Lineage: Eukaryota; Fungi; Basidiomycota; Agaricomycetes; Boletales; Suillaceae. Bases 60 to 530 code for a protein of 156 amino acids. The transcript is spliced from 3 exons.